This is a messenger RNA of Schistosoma margrebowiei, 2448 nucleotides long. Lineage: Eukaryota; Metazoa; Platyhelminthes; Trematoda; Strigeidida; Schistosomatidae. The record is from the annotation of a GenBank genome assembly.
UUGACCUUCAAGUGCUCGCAACCCCCAUCAGUGGACGAUACCCUAGGGGCGUUGCCGCACUUCUAACAGUGCCUGUCUAGUCGUUUUAGUACCGUGUGACCAAUCUUUUUGGACGCUUCACUACACUCGACUAGUUCCCAGAUCAAAAAUGAAAAGAAACGUAAAUAUAUUCCACAGUAAACAUUGCUAUAAACUUUCCAAUGUCUGAGCAUUGAAGUAAAAUGGAAAUACCUGUAUCUGACUUCUGUUUUGGAAUUACUUGUAAGGUUGAACAACCAAUGGGGUUGGAUGGUGUGAUCUGCAAAUCAUCAAAUGAUUUAAACAUUGGGCUUGGAAACUACAUAAAAGCGGAAGAAUGUAAUUAUGAUAACAUUAUGGAUGACAACCUAAUAGAUAAUAAGUUGGGAAUUUUACGAGAUAAUCAUUCAUUGUAUUUGGAGGAUAGUUUUAAACAUAAAUAUAACUCUAAUGAUGGUCACAUUGUUAAUGCUCAUAACCGUAUUAAUGGUGGUACAACUGUUAAGCGACAUCAAAUUUCAUCAGUACAAGAUUCUGAAAAGGGAGUGAAACUGUCGUGUGGUUUUUGCAACAAGACGUUUUCAACAAUUACUGGACGGGACCGUCACAUUAAAAGCAUUCACAAAAGAAUAAAAUAUUCAUGUAUUCAAUGUGACAGAAAGUUUUCAAGUAAAUUCCAUUUAAUUGAACACAAGAAAGUUAUUCAUGAAGGUAUUAAUCUUUCAUGUGAUAAAUGUGACAGGAACUUCACUACGAAAUCCCAACUAACUAGACACAUAAAAGCAAUUCAUCGAGGAAUAAAAUAUCCAUGUAGUCAAUGUAACAAAAAACUUUCUACGAAAUAUGAUUUAUAUGUACACAAAAAAGUUAUUCAUGAAGGAAUAAGACAUCCUUGUAAUCAAUGUGAUAGAAGGUUUGGAUCUAAAUCCAAAUUAAAUGAUCAUAUGAAAGUUGCUCACCAAGGUGUAACUUUUCCAUGCGAUGAAUGUAGUAAAAUAUUCUCUUCGAAUGGCGCUCUUUGCAGACAUCUACAAUCCGUUCAUCAAGGAAUAAAAUAUCCAUGUAAUCAGUGUGACAGAUUAUAUACAUCUAGAUUUCAUUUAAAUGAACAUUUGAGAGCUAAUCAUAAAAAUGUAAAAUUUACCUGCGAUCUAUGUAACAAAGAAUUUGCUUUUAAAGUUGGCUUAGAUGAACAUAAUAAGAAUAUUCAUGAAGGAAUAAAGUAUCCAUGUGAUCAAUGUAGUAAAGCGUUUUCGUCCAAAUCUAUGUUAAAUAUCCACGUGAAAGCUAUUCAUAGAGGAAUAAAACUCACUUGUAAGCAAUGUGAUAGAAAGUUUAAUUGUAAAUCCAACCUAAACUUACAUGUAAAGUCUGCUCAUGAAGGUAAUUUCUAUUGGUUGGUUAUAAUUAUAUUCUAUCAUGAAAUCGUAUUUUACGCACAGUUUCAUCAAAUAUUGAUUAUACACAUCACAUUGAAAUCACUCUUCAUGUUUCUUGGACUUUUAAUUAUUUAGCAACUCAUAUUGAUAAUAUUCCACUGAAAACUCUGUUUCACGAAAGAUAAAUUGGUGUUAUAGUAGGUUAAAAAACACGAAUUUCAAUUAAUAAAUCGUAGAUCGUAAUCCUCUCUCACCUUUCAUUUGGUCACAUAUUGUGAAGCUUGCACUCUUAGGAAUCACUUAUUUUUUAGUUGGAUUAUCAUUUUAAAUAGUUAAACAUAUUUCACCAAAUCUCAGCUUUUUUGGUUCUUAUAGGCAUAUUUUUCCAAUGUGAUGAAUGUGAUAAGAAGUUCACUGCGAAAUGUCCACUAAAUAGACACAUACAAUCAAUUCAUCGAGGAGUGAGGUUUACUUGUGGACAAUGUGACAAAAACUUUACAAAACAGAGUACAUUAAAUGAUCAUGUUAAAGUUGUCCAUGAAGGUUUGUGAUAAUCAAGUCUUUUUUUACCAUAUUCCAAAUGUAAUGAUCAAAAAUUACUACUGAUAUAUGAAGCUUUGAAUUUUACCAACUUCAUUACUACUAUUUGAAAGUGAGAAUGAAUUAUUUGAUCUAGAACAACAAUGAAAGCUUCACAAUUAGACUGUCAAGCUGAGAGGACGCAAUACUACGAAAAGCAUCUAUUUGAUGAGCUAUAAAUCAUUUGAAUCAUUUUAAGUUUAUUAUCAUUAUUAUCAUCAUCAUUUAUUGUUUGUUACCUUACUACUCUGAAAUCAAAUGCUGUUUAAUAAACGAAUUAGUUGUUUUAAUAAAUAUAUACUAAACUAACUGAUAUAUUGGAAUUGAUAACAUGCACAUAGGAUUUAUCCCCAAAUCUCCAAUCAAAUAGAUAUUUUGUUUAAUAUUUAUUUUUUUAUAUAUUUAACAUCAUUGUACAAAUGAAGUCAUUGUUUAAAACAAUUAGAUCUUUUAAUAAAUUUUAAUUAUGCGA